AUGAACAAUUUUGUACCGGGAGCAGGUAAUGCUAUAAGAGACCGAGCUGGUCCGGGAGCUGCUGCUGCUCGAGUACAAAUUACAACAUCGAAUCCUCUUGGUUCAUUAUCUCCUUUACUUGCUUUGUUGCUUGCAAGCAACUUGAAUGGUGGAGGCUCCCCAUAUCCUUAUUAUCCUUACUACGGCAGUUACGGAGCGUAUGGUCCGUAUAUACCGCAUUAUUACUAUAGUGGUUAUCCAUACUACUACUACUAUUAUUAUUAUCGUGGUUAA
This is a messenger RNA of Cercopithifilaria johnstoni, 273 nucleotides long. Lineage: Eukaryota; Metazoa; Nematoda; Chromadorea; Rhabditida; Onchocercidae. The record is from the annotation of a GenBank genome assembly.